This is a messenger RNA of Fragaria vesca subsp. vesca, 1849 nucleotides long. Its product is annotated as serine/threonine-protein kinase PBS1-like. The transcript is spliced from 5 exons. Gene Ontology annotation, molecular function: ATP binding; protein kinase activity. The record is from RefSeq and is a predicted model, not a curated record. Gene Ontology annotation, biological process: protein phosphorylation. Bases 158 to 1438 code for a protein of 426 amino acids. NCBI's taxonomy places the organism in Eukaryota, Viridiplantae, Streptophyta, Magnoliopsida, Rosales, Rosaceae.
GUCGUCUUCUUCUUCUGGCUUUGCAUUUCGUUCCCCUUGUAGGGUUAAUUCUGUGUGUUUUCAUCACUAACAAGAUGAACAGAAUUCUGGAGAUGAUGUUGAUCUGAAAACAAACAACAUUAUAUACCGUAUCUGUUCUAUUGUCUCUGCUGCCAUAAUGGGAUAUUGCCCCUGCUUCGGGAUCAGAAAGGGCAAGAAGCUCAAGCGCGGCAAAGACGACGACGUUCACAAAACCUCAACCAAGGUCGAGGACAUACACCCUUCUACCCAUAAUGCCGAGCCUCAAUUGUCUUCUGCUCAAGAAGAUGAAACUAAUUCCCCCACUAAGGCUCAGACAUUCACCUUCCGUGAACUUGCAACUGCAACCAAAAACUUUAGGGCGGAAUGCUUUAUUGGGGAAGGAGGAUUUGGCCCUGUAUACAAAGGACAAUUGAGCUCUGGUCGAGUUGUAGCUGUAAAGAAACUCGAUCAGACUGGUGUUCAAGGAGACAAGGAGUUUCUGGUGGAGGUUCUAAUGCUUUCUCUUCUGCGUCACCCAAACCUUGUAAGUUUAAUUGGUUACUGUGCUGAAGGGGAGCAGCGCCUGCUUGUCUAUGAAUACAUGCCCUUAGGGUCCUUGGCAGAUCAUCUCCAUGAUCUUAGACCUGAUAAAGAACCACUUGAUUGGAACACAAGGAUGAUGAUAGCGGCUGGUGCAGCCAAAGGGUUGGAAUAUCUUCACCAUGAUGCUGAACCACCUGUCAUAUACAGGGAUGUAAAAUCAGCCAACAUUUUGUUGGGAGAGGAUUUUUACCCGAAACUUUCUGAUUUUGGGCUUGCAAAGUUUGGUCCUACUGGAGAUAGAUCGCAUGUCUCCACCAGGGUCAUGGGAACUCAUGGUUACUGUGCUCCUGAGUAUGCUAAAAGUGGGAGGUUGACAGCAAAGUCGGAUAUCUACAGUUUCGGCAUAGUCUUGCUGGAGCUGCUUACAGGACAUAAGGCAGUUGAUGGUACUCUUGGUCGUAAUAAACAACUUGUUGAAUGGGCACGUCCUUAUAUGAGAAAUCCCAAGAAUCUUACCAUGCAAUUUGCAGAUCCAUAUCUCAGAGGGCAGUUUCCGUUACAUAUCUUGAGAAAAGCAUUAGCAGUGGCUUCCAUGUGUCUGCAAGAAAAUGCUUCUCUGCGACCAACCAUGAGGGAUGUGGUACUUGCCUUGAAUUUCUUGACAACUCAUCCAUACAAUGAACCAAAGGUGUUGAGCAUCAGCACCGAGCGGGUUGAAGAAAUAAAGAGUUCGAAUGCAUCAGGGAAUAACUCUCCAAAUGAAACAACUUCUAUGUUAAACAAGAACGAUGAGCGAGAGAGAGCUGUGGCAGAAGCCAAGAUGUGGGGAGAGACUUGGAGAGACAAACGAAGACCAGGUGCACAAAAUAGUCAUCAUGAUACCUUUAGUCUUUAGAUCACUUUCCUAUCGUGCGUCCGAUCCAAUGCCUGCUGGUUCUUCCGAUUCCCCCACCAUGCGGUAUCUUUCAAACUACAGAUUUUUCUUCCCCUGCAGAAAAACCCUGGAAUAUAUAUUGGCUUCAGUUGGGAAGAAACUCUUUUACAUUAGCUUAGUAAAAUGUCUUCCUUGAGUAGCUGGUCUACUCAGCACAGACUAGAGUUAAAAUAAAAAUCCAGUUAGAGUUGCAAAGAUUGAUGGAAGAUGAUAUAGUGGAUGAUCAGCAUAAAUCUUCUAUUCUCAUGUUAACUUUGUAGCAAUAUUAUCUAAGAGUAAAUAGGGAAAUGGCCAUGAGGAAAAUAGGGAAGUAAAAUGUGAAUGCUGAUGCAGGAGACUGGAAUUCAUUAUGAACCUGAGAAAGAGAAAUUG